Messenger RNA from Leopardus geoffroyi (Geoffroy's cat), 6023 nucleotides. RefSeq names its product DDB1 and CUL4 associated factor 17 (gene DCAF17). Bases 304 to 1860 code for a protein of 518 amino acids. The transcript is spliced from 15 exons. Gene Ontology annotation, cellular component: Cul4-RING E3 ubiquitin ligase complex. The record is from RefSeq and is a predicted model, not a curated record. NCBI's taxonomy places the organism in Eukaryota, Metazoa, Chordata, Mammalia, Carnivora, Felidae. Gene Ontology annotation, biological process: protein ubiquitination.
CUCCGGCAGGCCGCGCGUUGCGGGGGCGUCGCACUGUCCGCAGCCCGGUCCAGACUUGCAGAGUGUUUAAGUGGCAGGCCGGGAGGGGUAUCUUUUCCUUUACUCUGCGCUCAGGCAGCGCCAACCCCUCCUUCCCUCCCCCCACUACCGUGCGCUCCCUGCCCGGCUCCCCGCGUCAGCUUUUCCUGGGCCCCUGGAUGAGCUGGGGCCUGGAGGUUCGAAGGUAACGGCCUCUGCCUGGCGCGGAAGCGAGGGGCGCGCCCCUCUUCAGCCCGGCAAACCCCGCCCCCGGCCCUUGCCUCCAUGGGCCCAACUCAGAAACCCAACGUGUGCCGCCAGCUGAGCCGCCGGGCGCUGGGCUUCUUCUCGCGGGACGCAGGCGUGGUGCAGAGGACGAACCUGGGCAUCCUGCGGGUGCUGGUGUGCCAGGAAAGUACUAAAUUUAAGAAUGUUUGGACAACUCAUUCCAAGUCACCUAUAGCCUAUGAGAGAGGAAGAAUAUAUUUUGACAAUUAUCGGUGCUGUGUCAGCAGUGUUGCAUCAGAGCCAAGAAAACUUUAUGAAAUGCCAAAAUGUUCCAAAUCAGAAAAAAUAGAGGAUGCUUUAUUAUGGGAAUGCCCAGUGGGGGAAAUACUUCCCAAUCCAUCAGAUUAUAAAUCCUCACUCAUAGCACUGACUGCACAUAAUUGGCUAUUUCGCAUAUCAGCAACUACUGGAAAAGUCCUUGAGAAAAUAUAUCUUGCUUCAUAUUGCAAAUUCAGAUACUUGAGCUGGGACACUCCUCAAGAAGUCAUUGCAGUCAAGUCAGCUCAAAACAAAUGUUCAGCAUUGGCCCGGCAGGCAGGCAUUCAACAGCCUAUUUUGCUGUACCUUGCAGUGUUCCAUGUUUUACCUUUUUCACUCAUAGGGAUUCUGGAGAUCAGCAAGAAGAUUUUCGGGAACGUUACAGAUGCUACCUUGUCUCAUGGGAUACUGAUUGUGAUGUACAGCUCAGGACUGGUCAGACUCUAUAGCUUCCAAGCCAUCAUUGAACAGUUCAUGCAACAGAAACUUGACUUAGGGUGUGCAUGCAGAUGGGGUGGGACUGCUGGAACUGUAGGAGAGGCUCCUUUUGGCAUUCCUUGUAAUAUUAAAAUCACAGACUCACCACCACUGCUCUUUGAGGUGUCCUCCCUGGAGAAUGCUUUCCAGAUUGGAGGCCAUCCUUGGCACUAUAUCAUCACACCUAAUAAGAAGAAACAGAAAGGAGUUUUCCAUAUUUGUGCCCUGAAAGAUAAUUCCUUGGCAAAAAAUGGGAUCCAAGAAAUGGAAUGUUGUUCUCUAGAAUCUGACUGGAUCUAUUUUCAUCCUGAUGCUUCUGGUAGAAUAAUACAUGUUGGCCCCAAUCAGGUCAAAGUUUUAAAGCUAAAUGAAGUAGAAAAUAAUAGUGCCCAGCAUCAGAUCUCUGAAGACUUUGUCAUUUUGGCCAACAGGGAGAAGAACAAAAAUGAAAAUUUACUCACUGUUACAGCUUCUGGACGGGUGGUGAAAAAAAAAUUUAACCUUCUGGAUGAUGACCCAGAACAAGAGACUUUUAAAAUUGUGGACUACGAAGAUGAGCUGGAUUUGCUUUCUGUGGUCGCUGUUACCCAAAUAGAUUCUGAAGGAAAAGCUCACCUGGAUUUCCACUGUAAUGAAUAUGGAACUUUACUUAAAAGCAUUCCACUGGAGGAGUCAUGGGAUGUGACAUACAGCCACGAAGUCUACUUUGACAGAGACUUGGUACUACACAUAGAACAGAAACCCAGCAGGGUCUUCAGCUGCUACGUUUACCAGAUGUUUGCAGAUAAAUGUCAAGCUAAUUAUGAUCAACAGUGCUGAGGAGAAAAAGGUGUUAACCUAUUCCAGACAUCAAGAAAUUAGUAGCAGAGUCCAUAAAUUUAAAAGAAAUACAAGGAACAAACCUAAAACUAUCUUUUGUGCAAUAGGUAAGAUUGCUAACGUUUUAGAAUAACAGAAAAUAUUCAUAUGUGGCCAAAGAUAAAUCUUUUUGCAUCUGACCUUAAGUGUAAUAACCAUUUGGGCAAGUAGAAGUGAUUACCUUGUGAGCAAGGUAUAACUAUCUUCAUAUAUUAAUUCUAAUCCUUAUAUCUCUCCUAAUGGAAAAAUCCAUUCUUGUUUUAUGCAUAUUUAAUAUAAUAUUUGAAGCUUUCAGAGCAUUUUAGAGACCUGAUUGUGGUUACAGAGCAGUUGAAUAAUUAUGAUGUACUGGAUAUUGCCCCAAACUUCCAAUUAGACACUAGCUAUAGCUAAACAGUCAUGCCCAAUGAAUUUGCAUCUUGAAAAACAAGUCCAGUAAGAGGGAAUAGAUUAAAAUACCAGAGAAAAGAAAGAAACCAGUGUUGUAUGGGUUUCAAAGCAGAUGCAGUGCUAUGUAAAAGCUGAAAGCCUAUUCUCCAUUUCCAAGAGUGUUUCAGAAAAGGUUAAGACUUCAGUCCUGUUUGAUUUUUUUAAGAAGAGGUUUAUUGAGUUUCCCCAUCUCCUUUAAGUCACUCUCUUCUUUUAAUGAAAUGAUAGGAACUCAUCUGCUCAGAAAGGCAUCUGAGAAUUAGCUGAGAUUCUUGGCUGCUUUUUAGGCUGGGGGCAGGAGUGGGUGGGUGGCUAGAAUACUUCUAGUCUAGGUAUGAACUGACCACUGAGAAACUCCGCAUGUUUCACCACUGCUAAAGUCAGACUAGACCAGGAUCCUUAUGCCGUAUCAGCCGGACACUUUUACCUCAGUGUAAAAGACCACGGUGGGGAGGAGGGGGAGGUCAGUUGUGGGCACUGUAACAAACAGAAGGGUUAUGCCCCAACUGGAAGGACAAGCUGUUCCUAUUUAGGUUCAGCUGACUGUAACAUUUUGUGGGAAUGUGGGCUGCAUGACUUUUAACAAGAUGGUUGAUAAAAAGAUGCCAAAUGAUACAGAAGAUAGUAAAGAAUGUGGGAAAUUUACAGAUAACACACACAGCAGGAGACAGUACAGCACGCUUCCCAAAAAAGUGUGGGUGUCCCAGCCCCCCAUAGUGGCAUCGCAGCUGUUCAUUCCGCCACCUGCCAGCCAUGACACCGCCAUUCUCUUGGGGUGGAGGGACGUGGCGGUUAAUAUCCUCCUGGCCCCGCCUCAACCCCCACUCUCUGCCUGACUCUUAGAGUCUUCAGUGGUGUGGCCCGCCUACCUAACAGGCACUACUGAUAGGCAUAAAACAUUAUGGGCAACGUUUCUGAGUGUUUAAUGCAAAACUGAGGGAAGCAAUUUAGCUUCUUCCAGCAGGUCUAGAUAUUAAGCUGAUGAGAAGCGUAUUGCUACAUUUCACUCCUUGUGAUGCUGUGUUCUCACAGUAUCGAGGCAGCAAGAUUAUCCUUCUUUGACUCGAAAACGUUUCUCUCAACUCUGAGAGAAAACAAAACAAAUCCUAUUGUAGUUGCUGUUUGAACUGCCUAGUGAGGAGAUGAUGUUCUAUUUAAACAAAUUAAGGUACUUGACAUUCUUCCACCAACUGAAUGUUUUGUUUCUUGUACAUAUUUUUUAAAUGGUAACUUACAUUUAUUGACUGCUUUCUAUCUACCAGUCACUGUGAUAACAUGUAAAAUGAAAUGGUUCACUCAACAUUCAGAAUAACCAUAUGAAGUGUGAAACUACUGUUAUCCUUCCACAUUUUGUAAAUGAGUAUCAUGAGGCUUAUAGAAGUUACUUUGCCACAACUAAUAAGUGCAGAGAUAGGAAACACAUCCAGAUUCUUUUGACACAAACUUAUGCCAGAUUUCCUCCAAAGCUCUCAAAAAGCAAAUCAUGUUACUUUAUCUCAUAUAAAGCAUACCAAUAAUGAUAAUAUUAGGUACAAGAAAAUACUUAGUGUUUUUUUAAUGAUGUCUGGAUAUCCAAAUUUUGGACAAAGUUUGGAUGAAAUACAGUUGGCCUAUUCACAUAUAUAACUUGACAUAAAUGAUGGUUCUUCAUUCAGUAGUUAAAAGUAAUUUUUUAAAAAGGUACAAAAUAUGGUACUGUCAUCCUGUUUGUGGUAAUAAUGAACACCAGUAUUGGUAAUGAUUCAUAAGUUAAUUUGACUUCCUUUUUAAUAAUCUUUGUAUUUCUUACCUUUCUUAACCAUGUCUACAUAUGUAUCUAACUUUUAGAAUUCUAGGGAAAAUUCUGGGGCUAAUUUCUGGUCCCUGUAUUGCUACAGAAUCUUACAGAAGGAAUAAUUUAUUAUAGGCAAAGGAUAUAUAUUAGAAAGAUAAGACCAACUGAGGGCUUUUCUCCAUCAUUUUAUAAUGAAACUUUUCAAACAUACAGAAACGUUGAUGGAAUUUUACAGUAAAUACCCAAGUACCAACUUCAUGGAUUCUAAAUUUUACGUGUUUUAUUACUAUCUAUCCAUGUUACUUUUAUGAUGCAUUUCAAAGUAAAUUGCAGACCUCAGUAUACUUUCCCCUGAUACCUCAACAUGCAUACCACUAAAUAGAGUUUAAUGUUCAGUUUUUAAAAUUUUUGAUGUACAUUUACAUGCAGUGAAAUGCACAAAUGUUAAAUAUAAAUUUGCUGAGUUCUUGCAAAUGCGUACAUCUGCGUAACCCAAACCCUUUUCAAAAUUUAGAACAUAGCACUCAUUCCGGAAAGUUUCCUCCCGUUCCUUCCCAGUCAAUCCUCACCACACCUAUUGGGGGUUAACUACCGUUUUGAUUAUUUUGCCUCACAGAUUAAAUUUGCCCAUUCUAAAACCUUAUAUGAAUGAAAUCAUACAAAGUGUAAUGCUUCCUUCAUUCACCGUGUUUUUGAAGUUAAUUCACUUUGCAUGUACCAGUGAUUCAUCCCUUUUUAUUGCUGACCAGUCUUUUGUAUGAAUGCGUCAAUUUGUUUUUUCCAGUUUUCUGUUAAUGGACACUGGGCUGUUUCUGUUUUUUUUUUCUUUUUUUUUUUUUUACUAUUGUGAAUAAAGUGCUGUGAACAUUCUUGUACACGUUUUUUUGUGAACAUAUUUCUUUAUUCCUCUUGGGUAAACAUCUAAGAAUGGAAUUAUUGGGUCCUAGGUAGGAGUGUGUUUAGUUUAAUAAGCAAUUGCCAGAUCCCCCCCGCCACCGACCCACCCCUGAAGAAUUGUAUCAUUUCACAUGCCUGCAACAAUAUGCAACUUCCAGUCGUUCCACAUUUUCUCCAACAUUUGUGAUUCUUAGUCUUCUUUAUCUUAGCAUUUGUGGUGGGUGUAUAAUCAUCUCUAGUUGAUACGUAGAUUGUUUCUACUUGCCUCUAGCAGCCCUUUCUCGGGUCACCCUCUUUAUCUUUUUUAACCCCACCCCCACCCCACCAGGAACUGCUGAAAGCAUUCUUUCUUUGUGAUAAUAAUUAAGAUAACUCAAAAGCCAGCUUGCAUUAUUCUUUCUCAAACAUAGAAUACAUUCUCAUCAAGGAACCCUGUUUCCUUUAAUGAGGACUAACAGAACAAACCUGGAUUGCUAAAGGCUUAUGUUAGACUGUUCUACGUGACUGCUGGAGCUGGACAGGAUGGCACCAGAGAAGGGGCUCCAUAAAACAUUGUAAUAAAAGCAGAAAGUGAUUUUUUUUCCUUUAAAGGCUGGGAGUUCAUGUUAUUUGUAAAUCGGAUGAAUUUUUGCUAUAAUAUGAUAUUAGUAUUAAAUAAGCUUUAUCCUUUCCCUAAUAACUACAUUGAUGUCGGUUAUGUAUUUUCUUUUGAGAGAGUAGGGGAGGGGUGGAGAGAGGGAGAAAGAGAAUCCAAAGCAGGCUCCUCACUGUCAGCACAGAGCCCAAUGCGGGGCUCCAACCCACGAACCGUGAGAUCAUGAUCUGAGCCAAAAACCAAGAAUUGGUUGCUCAACCAAUCACUCAUCCAGGCACCCCCUCAGUGUGAUUUUGAUUUAUAUUUCCUGAUAAACUAAUGAUAAGCAUAUUCAGGUGUGUUUAUAUGCCAUGUGUAAAUUUUAAAUUUUCUUAACAUAGAUUUUUUUAGGUAUAAUGGACAUACAAUAAACUGCACAUAUUUAAAUUA